CGCACGUUUAUCAGUUUUUAGUCUUUUCCCAAGCAAACAAGUGCAGUGUUGUUGUUAAAUUCGGUUGGUUAUUUAGUGCAGUUGAUUAUUCUGCCACUGCUUUUGUUUGUGGCUUUGAUUUUUAUAGAAUAGUAGGAGCGCGUAGUUUAGUUAAAAACGCACUGACCUCAAGUUGAAUUAAACACGGCGCUGUUCUAAAAGCGGUCUAACCAUUUUAGGUAGGAAAUUGUGUUGUGUAGAUUAAUUUUCGGUGCAAGAUUUCUAUUAAACUAAAAAUCCAACAUUGAGCAACAGCUGCCCAGCACAAGAAAAAAACAUUCUGAAGAUAAUAGUAAAUAUUAUAGAUAGUUUUAUUGAAUGCCCAACUUAGCGUUUAGGGUCACUCAACUAUAACUUGCCCAGCAAGGGAAAAAAACUACGCAAAUUUUUCUGUAUUAAUAAAAAAAUAAAAACAAAUUGGGGAAAACUCAAGGAAACGCAAUACAACGAAGCACUGCGCAAAAAGAAGACUGAUUAAAAGGAAAAACCUACUGGUGUAGCAGUAAAAUAUAAAACAGCGUGAUGACGGACGAGUGUAUUGCAAUAAAAUACGAAUACAUAAGAAAGGACCAAACAAGCAUGUUAAUGCCCACACUUGAUAAGUUAGAUGCACAACCAACGGGCCGAGAGAAAUCUACUGGCAGUGCAGGCAAUUCGUUUGGAGUUAAUGCGACAGCUUCAAGUAAAGGCAGCAGUGGUGGUGGUGAGGAUAUCAGUGCAGGGCACAAAUAUACUGCGUAUAUGCCCACCGAACGUCAUGCUAGCCAAUACAAUAUGAAUCACAAAAAUCGUGGACUUGCUCUAAUUUUUAAUCAUGAAAAUUUCGAUAUACCCUCUUUAAAAUCUCGACAAGGUACCAAUGUAGACUGUGAAAAUUUGGGUGCUGCGCUCAAAAAAUUACACUUUCAAGUGAACACUUAUAAAGACUGUAAAUUGAGAGAAAUACUCAAGCAUGUGGAUCACGCCGCCUCUCAAGAUCAUACAGAUAAUGACUGUAUAGUUGUUGCUAUAUUGUCACACGGCGAACAUGGUUAUCUUUACGCUAAGGACGUUCAAUACAAAUUAGAUACAAUUUGGCAUUAUUUUUCGGCUCAUACUUGCCCUACGCUUGCCGGUAAACCGAAAUUAUUCUUCAUUCAAGCUUGUCAGGGUGAUCAUUUCGAUCCUGGCGUACUAAUGCGUAGAACAGAAACCGAUGGUGAAACAUCAAUGAGCUACAAAAUUCCCGUACAUGCCGAUUUUCUCAUUGCCUACUCAACUAUACCGGGCUUCUAUUCAUGGCGUAACACCACAAAUGGUUCUUGGUUUAUGCAGUCACUUGUAGAAGAACUAAAUGCCAACGGCAAAAAACAUGACAUAUUGACAUUACUAACAUUCGUGAAUCAACGUGUUGCUAUUGAUUUUGAAUCGUGUGUACCAGAUUGUCCGAUAAUGCAUCAGCAGAAACAAAUUCCAUGUGUUACAUCGAUGCUGACUCGUAUAUUGCGCUUCACUGACAAACCAUCGAACGGUGUAUAAGUCUCCGCAACAAAACCAUUUGUAUGCGGGGAUACAAAAGAAUUUAAAGAGUAUUUUUACGUCUAAGUUUACGUAUGCUACAAAACGUCUGAUUUGAAAGGAGAGUUAAAUACAUAAUCAUUAAGCUAAUCAUUAACUUGUGCAACUGCUGCAGUGCACACUUUUUUCAGUGUGUAUUUAGAGCAGAGACUGAACUGCUUCCCAUAUUCAUUGCUUUAAUUUUGCCAUUUAAUUAAAAUUUAUUGUAUUUUUGAAUAACGUACAUAUAUAUAUAUAUACAUGAAGGUAACUAUUUUUAAUAUAAAUAUUGAAUUGACUGGAA
Molecule: messenger RNA, 1879 nt
Organism: Ceratitis capitata (Mediterranean fruit fly)
Lineage: Eukaryota; Metazoa; Arthropoda; Insecta; Diptera; Tephritidae
Product: caspase-1
Exons: 3
Coding region: 562-1557 (331 amino acids)
Biological process (GO): apoptotic process; proteolysis
Cellular component (GO): cytoplasm
Source: RefSeq, a predicted model, not a curated record